Pocillopora meandrina is the source of this 689-nucleotide messenger RNA. The record is from the annotation of a GenBank genome assembly. Lineage: Eukaryota; Metazoa; Cnidaria; Anthozoa; Scleractinia; Pocilloporidae.
AUGGAGUUUGAAGAACGUGCUAAUAUGUCAGGUAAGCAAUCUACUGAUCUACAAUCACCCUAAACAAGUUUAAAGAACAAACAAACAAUAAGAAUGCUAUGGAUACAUUUAGUAUUAGUAUUACAAUAAGAGUCACUUUUUGAAAGUAUGGUUAAAAUGUGCAUAAUUUUCUACUGUCCUAGGUUGCUCAGAUGAGAUUGAUGAAAAAGAAGACCCUCUCAGGUACAUUUCAAAUAUGACCCUAAUGAUGACCAGUGGGUCAAAAAAGUAUUUUAACUGCCACAUUCACACAAAAAAUCAGAAGAAAAGGGCAGUCUGCUUCUCACCUGAAAAGAAAAGUCAAAUGACUAGACUUCAAGAGCAGAAAUUCCCAGUAAAGAAAUCCAAAUUCAAGAUAAACUGGAAUUCACUGACAAGACAUUGUCAUCAACCAGGAUACCAAUAUCUUGCACACAACACUAAGUGACAAGAAUGCUUUUGUUCCUGUAACUGUUCCAACAGACUCCAUCAUGCCCCUAGACUCCCUGACAAAUGCUGUCCCAGAACAGCCUAUCACAAUAAUGGUCAAAGUGUUCAACCUAUCCCAACCCAAGAAGAUCAUAACUUGCAACAAAACAGAACUUACCAAACAGGAUGGAACACCUAUGGACCCAACAGGACAAAUCAACAUUGUUCUUUGGCAGGACUAA